This is a messenger RNA of Fraxinus pennsylvanica, 3321 nucleotides long. Lineage: Eukaryota; Viridiplantae; Streptophyta; Magnoliopsida; Lamiales; Oleaceae. The record is from the annotation of a GenBank genome assembly.
AUGGGGCCAACAAGAAAGUCUGGAAGCGUGAAUAAGAAAUAUUCUUAUAUCAAUGAAGUAUCUCCUCGUAAAGAUGGAGACAGUGCUAAAAGAAGCAACAGUAGGAAGAGGAAGUUGUCUGACAUGCUUGGACCCCAAUGGAGCAAGGAAGAGCUAAGUCGUUUCUAUGAAGCUUACCGUAAACAUGGUAAAGAUUGGAAAAAGGUGGCUGGUGCGGUACGAAACAGAUCUGUCGAAAUGGUGGAGGCUCUUUACACAAUGAACAGGGCAUACUUAUCUCUUCCAGAGGGGACUGCUUCUGUAGUUGGGUUGAUUGCUAUGAUGACUGAUCAUUACAGCAAUUUGGGAGGAAGUGAUAGUGAACAAGAAAGCAAUGAUGGAGCAGGAUCAUCUCGGAAUCCUCAAAAGCGUGCUCGGGGAAAACUCCAACCCACUACCUCUAAAGCAUUGGACGUACAAUUUCUUUCACAUUCCCAGACUGUUUCACCAAAUAAUGGUUGUCUGUCCGUGUUAAAGAAGAAACGCUCUGGGGGAAGCCGACCCCGUCCUGUUGGAAAAAGGACACCAAGGUUCCCCGUUUCAUUUUCAUAUGAAAAUAUCAAUUCGGAAACGUAUUUUUCUCCAACCAGGCAAGGUUUAAAGUUAAAGGCUAAUGCCAAUGUUGAAGAAGUUGCUCAUGAAAUAGCCAUAGCUUUGGCUGAGGCUUCACAAAGAGGUGGUUCUCCCCAGGUUUCUCGAACUCCAAAUAGAAGAGCUGAGAGUGCUAUGUCUUCACCUUUUAGGAAUGCUCAAAGAAAGGAUUCUGUACCAGAAAUGGCCAAUGCGAAGCUCUUGGCUAUGGAUGAAGAAGAUUUAGAAGGAAGUGUGGAAGCUGACACUGGAGAGUUGACUAGGUUUGAAUCUCAUAGGACUGAAUCUGAAAGUCCUCGCACAGCAAGACAGAAACGGAGAAAAUUUGAAUCUGCAAAGGUUGAAGUAGAUUACAAUAGUGAGAAUCAUUUGAAUGACGUCAAGGAAGAAUGUAGUAGGAUGGAGGAAGGUCAAAGGAUUGGUACAAUUAGAGGUGAUGUUGAGGUCACAGAACCCAAAAUUUCAAGGUCCUCCAUGGGUCAGAGAAAGAAAAGCAAAAAGGUUCUUUUCGGGAGAGAUGAAGAUGCCUUUGAUGCCCUGCAAACUUUGGCUGAUUUGUCUUUGAUGAUGCCAACAGAAAAUGAAGAAGAGUCAAGGGUUCGGUUAAAAGAUGAAGAUCAUUUAGAUGAAUCUGGGUCAUUAGAAGCUCAGCCAGUAAACCAGAAAAGGGACAGACGUAGAUCCGCAGGGGUUAGGAUGAAAGGUUACCUAUCAAUGAUAAAUUCUGAAGUGGCUUCUGGUAAAACAUCAAAACCUGGAAAAGGUUCAGUUUCCGAUGUUAGUGCUGUCUCUGAAGAAAUUCUGGAUUCUCAUCAAUAUAUCUCCAAAACAUCAAGGAGAAAGCAAAAGAGGUUAGCGUCAAAGAUUCAAAUUAUUGAAGCUCAUCCUGGUGAAUCCCUAGGGAUUGAGGCUGGAGAUGCGGGGAAGAAGUUGAUGAGCAAGAGUAAGAAAGCUUCACAAACUGGUUCGCCAAAACUGAUGAAAGUUUCUGAAAAUUCUUCAAAUGCUGAUCUACGAAGAGAAGGAAGUGACUCAGCACAAUCAGCUGUGCAGGUCCCUGUGGUUAACCAGGUUAACUUACCUACUAAAGUCAAGAGUAGACGUAAGAUGGACCUCAAAAAACCAAAUAAAAUUCCAAUUGACCAAAGUAACGCGCCUUUCGCCUCACUGCAGGACAGAUCAUUUGAUCAUAAGAAAAAACUGUCUAAUUGCCUAUUGAAUCCUCAUGUUCAGAGAUGGUGUGCAUACGAGUGGUUUUAUAGUGCAAUUGAUUAUCCUUGGUUUGCAAAACGGGAGUUUGUUGAGUAUUUGUAUCAUGUUGGAUUAGGUCAUGUUCCAAGAUUGACUCGUGUGGAAUGGGGUGUCAUAAGAAGCUCUCUUGGCAAGCCACGACGAUUUUCUGAGCAGUUCCUGAAAGAAGAAAAGGAGAAGCUUAAUCAGUAUCGAGAUUCCGUAAGAAAACAUUACACUGAGCUCCGUGAAGGUAUCGGGGAAGGACUACCAACAGAUCUUGCACGACCCUUAUCAGUUGGACAGCGAGUCAUAGCCAUUCAUCCAAAAACAAGGGAGAUCCAUGAUGGCAGUGUGCUAACAGUUGAUCAUUCUAGGUGUCGGAUUCAGUUUGACCGUCCUGAACUUGGGGUUGAAUUUGUCACGGACAUUGACUGCAUGCCCUCAAAUCCUUUUGAGAAUAUGCCUGCUUUGCUCUGGAGACAUGCACUUAUUGUUGAUAAGUUUUUUGAGAAUUUCAAUGAGUUGAAAAUGAAUGGACAAGCAAAAGAAUACUGGAAAUUUUCCUCGGGUGACAAUCUGGAUAACGUGGCUUACACAAUUGCCAAUGUGCAAACUAGGACUGGACCUAUAGAAACUACUACCAUUCAACAGACCGCGUAUUCUCAGCCUUGUUCACCAGCUCACAUUCAGGCAAAAGAAGCUGAUGUUCAAGCUCUUGCUCAGCUGACUCGUGCUCUUGAUAAAAAGGAAGCUGUUGUUCUAGAGUUGAGACGCAUGAAUGAUGAUGUGUUGGAAAAUCAGAAGGAUGGUGAUGGCUCUUUGAAGGAAUCAGAGCCGUUCAAAAAGCAAUAUGCUGCUGUACUUGUUCAAUUAAAUGAAGCCAAUGAACAGGUAUCGUCUGCUUUGUAUUGCUUGAGACAGCGGAACACUUAUCAAGGGAAUAGUUCACUUGUAUGGCCAAGGCCAGUCAACAAUUUCAGUGAUCUUGGUGGCAUAAUGAGCUCUCAACUGCAUGAGUUAAGAAUACAAGUGAACGAAAUUAUUGAUAGCUCAAGAACAAAAGCUCGAACAAUGGUAGAUGCAGCUAUGCAGGCAAUAUCAUCACUCAAGGGUAGGGAGGAUAGCAUGGAGAAAAUUGAGGAAGCUAUAGAUUAUGUGAAUGACAAGCUUCCAUUGGAUGAUUACUGCAAGCCAGGGGCACCUGAUCGUAAGUUGAAUGCAUCCGAUAAAAACGAGGCACAAAUUCCUUCAGAACUGAUUACUCAAUGUGUAGCUACAUUGCUUAUGAUUCAGAAAUGUACAGAACGAGAAUUCCCACCAUCUGAUGUAGCACAGAUACUCGAUUCUGCUGUUACAAGUAUGAAGCCGUGCUGUUCGCAGAAUCUUCCUGUUUAUGCUGAAAUACAGAAGUGCAUGGGUAUUGUCAAGAACCAAAUAUUGGCACUGAUACCCACAUAG